AUGCUUACCCUAAAGGUGGGCCAUAUCUGUUCUAGUUUCUAUACCUUUCUAACGAACGCAGUGUCCUGGGCUUGUUUCAAGAUCAAAACCGUAAACAGCCCAACUAAAUACCACUGGCAGCAACCCUGCAUUUAUGUGGAAUGGGACUGCAAAACAGGCCGCCAACUGGUUUUCAUCUUCAGCCUUCGUGAUUCCUGGGUCUCAUCUUUCGUCGACCAUAUCCCAGACCAUGAGAAGCGAACGGUGAAUCCUUUCGCGUGGCACCACGCAUUUGCCAAGGAGGUUCUGCAGAUUUAUGAUUCUGCGCAUUGGAAAUUGCGUGAUAUAGUCCGGGCUGAAGAAAAGGCAUGGCACUAUCAUGGCAUUCUCCUCCCGCAGCGAAACCGAGAUGAAUUACAGAAUAAGGCAGAUGGUCGUCUCCCACACGACAUUUCUCGACAUCUCUAUCAUUACCAGGAGACGAUCGAGGUUGCCGAUAACACGCUUCAAGCUCUUCUUACAGCACAAGAGCGUUGGCGGCAGGAAAGUCCACGUCAAGUCUUGCAUGUUUUACCCUCAUGGUUGGACACAUACUCGGGCCUUCUCUUCGAGAAAAACCGAGUGUUUUCCUUGAUAUGCAGGAUAAAAGGUCUAAAUGACAGACAUAUAAAUGAAAUAAACCUGUCAUUUAAUCUCAUCUCUGAGAGGUCUAGCCGAGCGUCUUCAUCAGGCAACCCUAUGAAGGCCGUUCUUACCCUCUGUCUUGUCUAUCUUCCAGGCAUCUUUGUCUCAACAUUAUUUAGUACGAGCUUUUUCAGUAAUCAGUCAGACAUAUUUACCAUUUCGUCCAGUUUCUGGGUAUAUUGGGUGAUCGCAAUUCCACUGACACUCGUCACGUUUCUUCUGUGGGCGACGGCCAAUCCCGCAAACGUUUUACGAAAUAUUGCAGGGGUUAAGGGGACAGUACAGACACAGGACAGUCCUACGGUCUUAGACAGGGAGAAGCAAGCAAUUUCAAAACUGCAAACUCCCUUGAAGGGCCUUGGUUGGAGGAGAAGCGCUGUUGGGGGUCACGAACCGGUUUGA
Aspergillus versicolor CBS 583.65 is the source of this 1065-nucleotide messenger RNA. RefSeq lists its product as uncharacterized. The record is from RefSeq and is a predicted model, not a curated record. Bases 1 to 1065 code for a protein of 354 amino acids. Lineage: Eukaryota; Fungi; Ascomycota; Eurotiomycetes; Eurotiales; Aspergillaceae. The transcript has 4 exons.